Molecule: messenger RNA, 609 nt
Organism: Durotheca rogersii
Lineage: Eukaryota; Fungi; Ascomycota; Sordariomycetes; Xylariales; Xylariaceae
Exons: 1
Source: RefSeq, a predicted model, not a curated record
AUGCAUAAUCUUAGUAGGAUCAGCUCUAGACCCAGGUCGUGGGGGUCUCCUCGAGCUUCACGAGCCUCGAGAUGGGUCUUUUUGGCGACGUCGCUCCGCUGUUCAUGUUUAAGGCACCUGUGCGCGGUGCCCGUACCAUUCGGCAGUUUAAAAUACCUGGUUGCCAACACGUCAGUCAGGUCCUCCACACAAUCCAGCGGCCGCUCCCUUCGAGGGCCAUCGGUGGCGUGGGAGUGCGCCGCUAAUGUCCCUCCUCUAUCGAGGCAUCCAAGCUGGCUGGGCCGUCCGUUGCAUGCGGCAUCCGCGACGGCAGCUAACUUAGCCUGUCGUCCGGUCGCCGGCGCAGCAGCGUCAUGGUUCACGUCCGAGGUUCUGGGCGUCGGAAGCCGGGUCAGGGAUGUGGCUACAUGCCCGGCGAUGAUCCUAUACCUACGCCUUUUCUGGGCACAACCCAAUGCCCGACGGAAGUGUAUGCCUAUAGUAUGCAUUCGUUCGAGGCUUGCUCCCACGGGUCCUCGUGACCUCGUAAUAGAUUCACAGGCCACGAUGGCAUCAUCGAGUAUCGUGAGAGACCGGGCAAUCGGCCCUGUUGAAAAAAAAAAAAAAAAA